Capsaspora owczarzaki ATCC 30864 is the source of this 2622-nucleotide messenger RNA. RefSeq names its product MCM complex subunit Mcm6. The transcript is spliced from 10 exons. Gene Ontology annotation, cellular component: MCM complex; nucleus. Gene Ontology annotation, molecular function: single-stranded 3'-5' DNA helicase activity; ATP binding; single-stranded DNA binding. The record is from RefSeq and is a predicted model, not a curated record. Lineage: Eukaryota; Filasterea; Ministeriida; Capsasporidae. The coding region runs from base 85 to 2508 and encodes 807 amino acids. Gene Ontology annotation, biological process: mitotic DNA replication; double-strand break repair via break-induced replication; DNA replication initiation.
GCUUCUUCUUCUUCUUCAACUUCUUCUUUCCUUCCUCGCUCUUCUUUGCUGUGACCAUUUGCUACUCGCGUUGCUUGUUUGACAAUGGACGUUAGCACUGCGGGCGGUCCGCUGCUGAUCGUUCAGGAUGAGCUCGGUCUCCGCGUUCAGCGCCAAUUCUACCUCUUCCUCAACUCUUUCGAUCCCGAGAACACGGGGACGCCCAUCUACUUGACAAUGUGCCGCUCUAUUGUCAAUGAGGAGCACAACACGCUGCACGUCGACUUCCAGCACAUCAACCGAUACUCGACACAGCUUGCCGAAGCCAUUCGCCAGGAUUACUACAGGUUUGAUCCGUUCCUUCGAGCUGCCUUGCUGCAAACCUUGCAAAACGAAAACCUGUCACCCCCGGAUGCGUCGUCCGACUCGAUCUGGGUGGCGUUGCACAAUCUGGGCCAUGUUUUCAAGCUUCGCGAUCUCAAAGCAACUCGCAUCGGGCAUCUUGUCUCGAUUCUCGGCACGGUUGUGCGCACGUCGGAAGUUCGUCCCGAGCUUGUGAUUGGCACAUUCCGGUGCUUGGAAUGCGGCCAUGUCAUCAUGAAUGUAGUUCAGCAAUUCAAGUACACAGAGCCAAUGGUCUGCCCGGUACCCAACUGCGGCAAUCGCGAACGCUUCCAUUUGAUGGCUGAUCGCUCCCGCUUUGUCGACUGGCAAAAGAUUCGCGUCCAAGAAAACUCGAGCGAAAUUCCUUCGGGCGGCAUGCCUCGCUCCUUGGAUAUCAUCCUUCGCAAUGAAAUGGUUGAAAUUGCAAAGCCCGGUGAUAAAGUGCUGUUCACGGGCACGCUCGUCGUUGUUCCAGACGUGUCCCAGCUCUCGUCUGCGGGCGGUCGUGUCGAAGCGUCGUCGCGAAACAACAGUCGGUCCAAGGACGGUUACACGACCGAUGGCGUCAUGGGUUUGAAGUCACUCGGUGUGCGUGAUCUCACUUACAAGCUCUCCUUCCUUGCCUGCAUGGUGACUCCAGGCGACGUCAAGAGCGGUCAAAUCAACAUUCGUGAAGGCGCCUUGUCCAUGCUUCAGGAUUUGACGCCCCAGGAGCAUUUGACACUUCGGCAGAUGCGUGAAAACCGCAACUUUUUCGCGUCGGCUGCCAGGUCUCUUGUCCCGACAGUGCAUGGGCACGAUGAUUUGAAGCGCGGCAUUCUAUUGAUGCUCGUGGGUGGCGUGCACAAGACAACGACCGAGGGCAUGAAAAUUCGCGGCGACAUUAACGUUUGUAUUGUCGGCGACCCCGGCACAGCCAAGAGUCAAUUCCUCAAGUAUGUUGUCGAAUUUCUCCCGCGUGCCGUGUACACUUCGGGCAAGGCUUCGUCGGCGGCUGGUUUGACCGUGUCGGUUGUCAAAGAUGAGGAGACCAAGGAGUUUGGCAUCGAAGCCGGCGCGCUCAUGCUGGCCGACAACGGCAUUUGCUGCAUUGACGAGUUCGACAAGAUGGACAUCAAGGACCAGGUUGCCAUUCACGAAGCCAUGGAACAGCAGACCAUUUCCAUCGCAAAAGCCGGCAUUCACGCAACCCUCAACGCUCGUACCUCCAUUCUCGCGGCUGCAAAUCCCGUGGCUGGCCGAUAUGACAAGUCUCGGUCUCUCAAGGCCAACGUGGACAUGACUCCGGCUAUCAUGUCGCGCUUUGACCUCUUCUUUGUGGUGCUCGACGAGUGCAACGAAGUCACCGACUACAACAUUGCUCGCCACAUUGUCAACAUGCACCAGCUUGGUCAAGUUCAGAGUCUUCCCGAAUACUCGCUCGAGCAGCUGCAAUUGUACAUCAAGCUUGCGCGUUCUGUGCGCCCAUAUCUUAACGAGGAGAGCCAGCACCUUCUUGCCAAGAUGUACCGCACAUUACGACAGAACGAUUCGGGCGGCAAUCAAUCCUCGUACCGCAUCACAGUCCGACAACUUGAGAGCAUGAUUCGACUUGCCGAAGCACUUGCCCGCUUGCAUUUUUCAGAAGAGAUUGAGCCUCGUCACAUUGUCGAAGCGGAGCGCUUGUUGCGCAUUUCCAUCAUUCACGUCGAGAAUGCCGACAUCCGGCUUGAUACGCCUUUCGAUAGCGGCAAUGGCGGCGACGAUGGAGACGACGGCACUGCUCCGGAUGUCUCGUCGCAGCCCGCAGGCCAGCAGCAAGCACAAAACGCCAAGCCAACCACUGUCGACUACGAAAAGUAUCUUCGUGUGACGCAAAUGCUUGUGACGCGACUACGACGACGGGAAGAACACGAUGAAAACGAUCCUGGCUUGAAGCAGUCUGAACUGAUCAACCAAUACCUCGAGGAAAUCGAGGCUGAACUUCACAGCGAAGCUGACCUCAUUGCUGAACGCAACCUGGUUUCGCUCAUUAUUCGACGACUUGUGAAUGAAGACAAAAUUCUGCUCGUUGUAAGCACGUAUGAUGAAGCGAAUCGAGUAGUCGAACUGCCGGAGGAUGAUCGUGUGCUCGAAGUUCAUCCCAACUAUGUGGUCCCAAGUUGAACACCGAUUGUCUCAUCAUACAGUGGGAGAGAGUAAUUUUGGCUGUGUGUGUGUGUGUGUGUGUGUGUUUUGGUGCCUGUCGCUUUUUUUUUUCCAUUCGCUUUCAGUACAAGA